GAUCACAGAGGUUGUCUGGUCGUACCCAAAUUCGCACCUUCGUCAACGCCAGCCACAUAGCCAACACAAGGCUGUGAUUUUCUUAAUAAUGGCGGACCAGCCUCACUACGUCACGCGAGGAAGCGCGUCGCACUCUCAGUUGAUUGGCAUCACGCAGCGCACAACACCAUUGGCCAUAGUCUGGACCGGUGAGCAGCGUGUUCGAUUCUCCGACUUUCAAGUCAACGAAAUCACCAAGGAUGGCAAGGUGGUACACUUAAGCAGCAUUGGCAUGAACGACGAGCCGAUAUCCAAGACCCCUCAAUCAAAAGCAGAAAAGGGUGUAGAAGAGGAUGCUCCCACAAUUGAAGCGUUAGAUGAGACACAGACGUCCGCUACCACUCCGGCGGAACACAAGACGGAGAUUUCACCUGACGACAUUGCCGUCCUGGCCGGCCUCGUCAACGAAACAUUCGCCCAAGAUCUUGUCAAGCUUGUCAACGGCGAAGGGAUUGCCGAAGGACAGCAAGUGGCGUCUGUCAGCUCUGGUCCCUUGGAAGACAAGUCGAAGCGCGGCCAAAUACAUGGCGAGGUGCGCCGCAUUUUCAAAUCCCGGCUCGAGACGUCCACCGAUGGCACAGGUGCGAUUAUGGCUACCAAGGUCCCGUUACGAAAGGGAAAAAAGCGCAACCGCGGUGCCCGCGGACAGCCUGAUGACAAGCCUACCGGUGAAUACCUUCACUUCACGCUCUACAAGGACAACCGCGACACCAUGGACGCAGUCAACCAGAUCGCGCGCAUGCUUCGCAUUAAGCCACAAUCCAUUGGCUAUGCGGGAACCAAGGAUAGGCGGGCGUCGACUGCUCAACGCUGUUCCGUUAGGUAUAUGAGGCAACGCGCCCUUGCUGGCACGAACAGCAAGCUCUGGGGUAUCGCGACGGGUGACUACGCGUAUCGUGAUGACCCAAUCCAUCUUGGACAGCUUCUCGGAAACGAAUUUGUCAUUACCCUCAAAAACUGCAAAGUUGUCGGCGAGUCUGCCGACACCCCGACUGCGGUGCGCCUCGAGAGGAUGCGGAGACGAGUGCAGGAAGCCCUGGACCACAUGGCUCGGCACGGUUGGAUCAACUAUUUUGGACAUCAGCGCUUCGGUACGUACGAUAUCGGCACUCACGAAAUUGGCAAGCUUAUCCUUGGCAACAAGUGGGAAGAGGCCGUCAAAGCCCUCCUCAGCUUCGACCCUGAGAUUGCAGCGAAAGCCGCAGCCGGCGAGGUCCCUGCUGAGGCCAUGAAGCGUGAUGAGUACGCCCGGCACCAUGCCUGCAUGCUCUUUCUCACCGGCAAGGACGUUUCCAAGGCCGCUCGCAUCAUACCUGGCAGGUACACGGCUGAGUCGUGCAUCCUGCGCCACCUGACGCGCAUGGGGACCGGCGCGCUCAAGGACUACGCCGGCGCUUUGACACACAUCACUAGGGGCCUGCGAUCCAUGUACCUUCACGCUUACCAGUCGCAUGUCUGGAACCAUGUUGCCAGCCGACGGUGGGAGCUCCACGGAGACAAGGUCAUCGCGGGCGAUCUCGUCAUCUCAGACGCUGCCGACGCCGCGCCACCCGCUACCGAGAAGGACCAGGACGGCGAUGAGAUUGUCAAUCCGGGCGAUGAGGCCGACGAUGAUGCUGUUCGUGCCCGGCCGCUCACAGAAGAGGAGGCCACCGGCGGGCGAUUCACCAUUCACGAUGUGGUCCUCCCGUCGCCGGGGUACGACGUGCGCUACCCAGACAACGAUAUUGGCCGCUUCUACGAGGAAUUCAUGGGCCGCGAGGAGAACGGCGCGCUCGAUCCGCACAACAUGCGCCGCCUGCGCCGCGAGUUCAGCCUUCCUGGCCGGUACCGUAAGCUCAUGCAUCGGUUCCUCGCCGAGCCAAGCCUCGAAAUGCGGCUAUACGCGGACGACACGGAGCAAAUGCACCCAACGGAUCUCGAUGUCAUCAAGUUGGCCGGAGAUGGCAUCGGUAGCGGCGGCAAGCGUCGCCGUGGCGAGACCGACGGCGAAGGCGCCAACAAGCGCGCAAAGACGGAGGAGGGCUGUGGGGAGGGUUCGGCUCACAACGUGAGCGGGGAUGCAAUUGCCGAUGUGUUGGCCGAUCAAGAUCCCGCUGCCGAGCCGGACAAGAUUGCGGCGGUCGUCAAGUUCCAGCUGGGGAGCAGUGCCUACGCGACCGUCGCACUGAGAGAGCUCAUGGGCGAUCCGCCGGAGGAGACAGCCAGCGAGAAACCUACAAAGGAAACGAAAGAAUGAAGCGGCGACACGAAUGACGUACGUGUCCCCACUAGACCUCAGCAAGCUCAACCAUUUGAUGCCCAAUCCUAUACGCUAU
Messenger RNA from Purpureocillium takamizusanense, 2357 nucleotides. RefSeq names its product tRNA pseudouridine(13) synthase (gene PUS7). The transcript has 3 exons. The coding region runs from base 89 to 2278 and encodes 729 amino acids. Gene Ontology annotation, cellular component: nucleus. The record is from RefSeq and is a predicted model, not a curated record. Gene Ontology annotation, molecular function: pseudouridine synthase activity; RNA binding. Lineage: Eukaryota; Fungi; Ascomycota; Sordariomycetes; Hypocreales; Ophiocordycipitaceae. Gene Ontology annotation, biological process: pseudouridine synthesis.